Ochotona princeps (American pika) is the source of this 1578-nucleotide messenger RNA. RefSeq names its product mitochondrial calcium uniporter (gene MCU). The transcript is spliced from 8 exons. Bases 43 to 1095 code for a protein of 350 amino acids. The record is from RefSeq and is a predicted model, not a curated record. Gene Ontology annotation, biological process: mitochondrial calcium ion homeostasis; calcium import into the mitochondrion. Gene Ontology annotation, cellular component: uniplex complex; mitochondrial inner membrane. Gene Ontology annotation, molecular function: calcium channel activity; uniporter activity. NCBI's taxonomy places the organism in Eukaryota, Metazoa, Chordata, Mammalia, Lagomorpha, Ochotonidae.
GUCCGCUGCGCUGCUUGGGUCGGCGCCGUUUCCAGUUGAGAGAUGGCGGCCGCCGCAGGUAGAUCGCUCCUGCUGCUGCUGUCCUCCCGGGGCGGCGGCGGGGGCGCCGGCGGCUGCGGGGCGCUGACUGCCGGCUGCUUCCCCGGGCUGAGCGUCAGCCGCCACCGGCAGCAGCAGCACCACCGGACGGUACACCAGAGGCUCUCUUCCUGGCAAAAUUUGGGAGCUGUGUAUUGCAGUACUGUUGUGCCCUCUGAUGAUGUGACAGUGGUUUACCAGAAUGGACUGCCUGUGAUAUCUGUGAGGCUGCCAUCCCGGCGCGAGCGCUGCCAGUUCACACUCAAGCCCAUCUCCGACUCUGUGGGUGUGUUUUUACGACAGCUGCAGGAAGAGGACCGGGGAAUUGACAGAGUUGCAGUCUACUCAUCAGAUGGGGUACGAGUUGCUGCUUCCACGGGAAUAGACCUCCUCCUCCUUGAUGACUUCAAGCUGGUCAUCAAUGACUUCACGUAUCAUGUGCGGCCACCAAAGAGAGACCUCCUAAGCCAUGAAAAUGCGGCCACACUGAAUGACGUGAAGACACUCGUCCAGCAGCUGUACACCACACUGUGCAUCGAGCAGCACCAGCUGAACAAGGAGAGGGAGCUCAUCGAGAGAUUAGAGGCGCUCAAAGAGCAGCUGGCUCCCCUGGAAAAGGUACGAAUUGAGAUUAGCAAAAAAGCUGAGAAGAGAACCACUUUGGUGCUAUGGGGUGGCCUUGCCUACAUGGCCACACAGUUUGGCAUUUUGGCCCGGCUUACCUGGUGGGAAUAUUCCUGGGACAUCAUGGAGCCCGUCACCUACUUCAUCACGUACGGAAGUGCCAUGGCGAUGUAUGCAUAUUUUGUAAUGACACGCCAGGAAUAUGUUUAUCCAGAAGCCAGAGACAGACAAUAUUUACUAUUUUUCCAUAAAGGAGCCAAAAAGUCACGUUUCGAUCUGGAGAAAUACAAUCAACUCAAGGAUGCAAUUGCUCAGGCAGAAAUGGACCUUAAACGACUGAGAGACCCGUUACAAGUACAUCUGCCCCUUCGACAAAUUGGGGAAAAAGAUUGAUUUGCAGAGUCUCGGGUUCCCGGCAGAAAGAGCCCGUUUCUAACUCUUGCCUUUUUAAUGAAAGCAUUGCAGGUGGAAGCGAGGGGCCAUGUCGGGGUAGAGAGUUUUUACCUUUAAUCAUAAAACAAAAACACAAAGGAUCUUGGGGGGGGAAAGGAAAUGUUAAAAUCUGAGGAUCAGGUAUUGUGGACUAUAAGCUCCAAGGGCUUAGUAAAAUAAUGUCUUAAUCAAGCAUCUCAGUUUCUGGAUGAAAGUGAUGCCGUUACACAAUUGAGAGAUUCAUAAAGAGAAAAUGCUGCUGGGGUGUGUAUUUCUUGCAUCUUUGCAGGGUCAGCAAAACAGUAACACACCAGCACCCUACUCUAAUUUUGUUUUUUAUUUAAGUUUUCUUAUUUUGACAUAGGAGUAAAUAAGUUAUCAGAAAUGCAAAUCCUUGUGGUACAUGGGUAGUAAACAGAGCCAGAGCCCGUAUCAUUAGCCUCC